ACCCGUUUAAAAUUUUGAAACUGUUUUCAUACAUCUUCCUGUGUGCCCCGAGGAAAAAACUAGGUGCUCCCUCUGCCUCCGCAACUCUAAAUCUCCAAAAUCUUCCAAAUCUCCCACAUAUAAACGACUUUCUCAGUAACCCUCUGGAUGGAAUCCUUUGAGAUUUGCAUCUCUUCUGUACUUUCUUGGAUUCCUUUACGGUAUAUUCGUCCAAUAUUAUUGUAAACAAAACCCAAAAUUUGUUUUGUUUCCAAAUUAACCGAAGCUGAAGCUGAGAAAUUUAAGAAAUUCCAAUACCAGUAUCUAUCUUUUUUGAUUUGGGUGGCUCUCUGAAUAAUCUAUGGAGGAGGAGAGGAAUAUAUUGUUUGGGAAAUAUGAGAUGGGAAGGCUGUUGGGGAAAGGGACUUUCGCCAAGGUCUACUACGGCAAGGAAAUGGCAUCCGGCGAGAGCGUGGCGAUCAAGGUGAUAAACAAGGAUCAGGUGGUGAAGAAUGAGGGGAUGAUGGAGCAGAUAAAGCGGGAGAUCUCGGUGAUGCGGCUGGUCCGCCACCCCAACGUGGUGGAGCUCAAGGAAGUCAUGGCCACCAAGACCAAGAUCUUCUUCAUCAUGGAGUACGUCCGAGGCGGCGAGCUCUUCGCCAAGGUCGCCAGGGGGAGGCUUAAAGAAGACUACGCCCGCAAAUACUUCCAGCAGCUGAUCAGCGCGGUGGACUUCUGCCACAGCCGAGGCGUCUCGCACCGAGACCUCAAGCCCGAGAACCUGUUGCUCGACGAGAACGGGAACCUCAAAGUAUCGGACUUUGGCCUCUCCGCUUUGCCGGAGCAGCUCCGCAACGACGGACUUCUCCACACGCAGUGUGGCACCCCGGCGUAUGUCGCCCCGGAGGUUUUGAAGAGGAAGGGCUACGACGGGUCCAAGGCAGAUAUUUGGUCCUGUGGGGUGAUCUUAUACGUUCUUCUCGCUGGGUUUCUUCCGUUUCAAGAUGAGAAUUUGAUGAACAUGUACACCAAGAUCUUCAAAGGCCAUUUCGAGCUGCCCCCGUGGUUCUCUUGCGAGUCCCGGCGCUUGGUCUCCAAGCUCCUUGUCACCGACCCAGGUAGUCGGAUCACGAUUCCGGCGAUAAUGCGCACACCUUGGUUCCGCAAAGGGUUCGCCAGGCCUGUCCGAACGGCUGCAAUGGUCAAAGAAACAAUGCAAGUAGAGCUGUCGUUGACUGGUGAUGAUGAUCAGUCUCCGAAAACGCCCAAGUUCUUCAACGCAUUCGAGUUCAUAUCCUCCAUGUCGUCCGGGUUCGACUUGUCGAGCCUGUUUGAGAAGAAGCGGAAGGUGGGGUCCAUGUUCACGUCCAAGUGUAGGGUGGCGGAAAUAUUGGCGAAGAUCGAGGCGGUGGCGAAGGGGCUGAGCUUGCGGGUGGCGAAGGUGAAGGACUUCAAGGUGAGGAUGGAGGCCCAAACGGAGGGCCGCAGUGGGAGGCUCGCUAUCACAGCGGAGAUCUUCGAGGUCGCCCCUGAGGUUGCCAUUGUGGAGUUCUCCAAGUCCUCCGGGGACACUUUGGAGUACACAAAGUUCUUUGAAGAGGAUGUCAGGCCUGCUUUGAAAGACAUCGUGUGGACAUGGCAAGGCGACAGUAUGUGUAACGGUAAGGAUGAUAGCGGUGGAGAAUGUGAUUGUUAUGGUCUGCAAUCAUGAUUAAUCCCCUGUUUUUCAUGUUUGUUCCAUAGCCACAGAGACACAAACGAAGACAAGAUCUUUUAACAUGCAUUAGCUCUUUUUCCUUUUCAAUGUUUUGGAAAAAAUUUUGUAUAAUUUGUAUAUAGGGUUGUGAUUGCCAAAUUAAGUGAUGGAGUGAAAAGGAUGACAAGGUUUUAUACAAAUUACGUUCAUGUUCUCCUUGAGAAUGUUGUUUGGUUUGGGAGAUAUGAAAGAAGCGAUCCAAAUGGACGGAAAUCUUAUUAUACGUGAGUUUCAUCCCACUUGUUCGGACAA
This is a messenger RNA of Alnus glutinosa, 1987 nucleotides long. Its product is annotated as CBL-interacting serine/threonine-protein kinase 5-like. The record is from RefSeq and is a predicted model, not a curated record. Bases 341 to 1690 code for a protein of 449 amino acids. Gene Ontology annotation, biological process: signal transduction; protein phosphorylation. Gene Ontology annotation, molecular function: ATP binding; protein kinase activity. NCBI's taxonomy places the organism in Eukaryota, Viridiplantae, Streptophyta, Magnoliopsida, Fagales, Betulaceae. The transcript is spliced from 2 exons.